Messenger RNA from Gasterosteus aculeatus aculeatus (three-spined stickleback), 3852 nucleotides. The record is from RefSeq and is a predicted model, not a curated record. NCBI's taxonomy places the organism in Eukaryota, Metazoa, Chordata, Actinopteri, Perciformes, Gasterosteidae.
UCUUUGUAGCGCCGCGUCUGCAACAGGUGACAUUUUGGGCUCAAAUCCAUUUCCACUUUGAACACACCGCCGUGGGACUGAACCUCCCCUCAACCCAGCGGGUACGGAAGGGACGGAUCAGGACACAGGAGGGACAAAGGGACACAAAGAGACAGGGGGAGAAGAUGACAGUUACUAUCCUCUUACUUUCUGUUCUGCUGUUUGCUGCAGGCCACCGAUAUCAGGACACUUCAUUCCAGAGCAAAGGUAAACCUUUCACAGAAUAAGAUAAUGGCUUCAUGGGAAUAAACUCAGGAUUACUGCUUCUUGUUUGUAGAGAAGGAAGCACUGACAAGGCCAUGGCAGACCCCCUUUCCGACAGCAGCCCCCUCAUCAGCGCGGCAGCCUCCUGUAAGCUUCGCCUGGUCCGCCUGCUGGUGGAAGGUGGAGCUCAGGUCAACGGGUGCAACCCCAGAGGAGAGACCCCUCUCCUGGCUGCCUGUAAAGCCAUGAGGGGGGAGCCUGCUGGGCGUGAAGCGGUGAAACUCCUCACCUAUCUGCUCCUCAACAAGGCGGAUCCAAACGCACGGGACCGAGCUGGACGCACUGCCCUCAUGUACGCAUGCGUGCAGCGGACAGGAGCUCAGGUGGCGUCCUGCCUGAUAGCAGCAGGAGCCGACCCCGGCAUGGAGGACUACUCCGGCGCCUCAGCGCUGGUGUACGCCAUCAACGCACAGCACCGGCCCACACUGAAGGUGUUGGUGGAUGCCUGCCGGGCCCGAGGUCGUGACAUCAUCAUCAUCGCCACAGAGAUCGGGGGGAACGGAGGGCCGGUCACCAGGCAUUACCUGAACGUUCCUCCGUGUCCGGACAACUCGCCGGCGUCCUGCAUGUCCCCGUCGGACGUCGUCCUGACGACCGGAUCGCCCAACUCACCCGAGGGAGAAAGCGUCUUCAACUUCAGAGCAGCUGGCCAAAGAGGAAGCAGCAGCAGCAGCAGCAGCAGCCUCCCACCGGCCAGACACAGAGUGUUAUCUGAACCGUGGCUGGCCGUUCACAACCUGGCCUGUCUGAACCGGACCUACGAGGAGGGAAUGAGGGAGAGGAGGCUGCAGGAGGAGGCGGACAGAGAAGAUCCAAGGAGGGAGAGGAGAGGAGACGAGGAGCCACGUUGUCCUCGGUCUGGGGUUCAAAGGAGGCCAAAGAGACUUGAGGGAGAGACAGAGGACGCCUGCAGGGAGGAUUUUCUUCCCGGGCUCUCUCAGUCGGUCCUCUCCCCCGCAGAGGGGAGGUCGCCUCAGGGCGGCCAAAGCAGGCCGGACCCCCAGAGGUCCUUCGCACCUGGAGGUUCGACACUGCUCCAUCACUCCCAACUUCGCAGGAACACCCUGCCUUCAGUCACUGCGCUCCACCUGCCGCCCUUGGCCGACCACCCACACCUCCGGGUCCCGACCCGGGUUUCCACCUCCGAAAGCAGGAGAAUGGUGUUUCUGCCUCAACCUCCCGGCUCCUCCCCACCCUCCUCUUCCUCCAGAGGGUCCGCGAGACCGGCGGUGCUCCCCCGGCUGUCGCUCACCUCCUCCGCCGGCAGCGACCGGAGCAAGCGAGCGCUGCGUCGCCACUCGGUACAGCUCGAGCAGAUGGGAGGAGGAGAAAUCCUUUAGGCCCUCAUCCCUCAAGAAUGUGGUUCUCUGACAGGCAAAAGCAUUAAACGGGUUUGAAAACUCCAGCUGAAGAAAGGAUUUCAAAUAGAUCCCAAAGAUCCCCAAAUCAUUGUGAAUGCUAUUUCAGAAGUGCAGAUUAAAUCAUUUUGACUGAUUAAUAGGUAAAUAUUUGUAAUCUUAAAAAGGGCAUAAAUAAAAGUAAACAGCUUCAUAAAACUGUGACCUUUAAGCACGUAAGCUAUGACCCCUCAGAGCUUUCAUAUCCCAGCAGUCUGAAGGCUUAUUCAAAUUUUUGUCUUUAAAAAGGUCUGAAAUUCUGGGACAUUGAGCGCUUAUAGUCUGUAUUCUCAUGCUGAGAAAUAACUUCAAUGGAACCAGUAAGAGACGUGCAUGUUCAUGGCAAAAGGAGUGAAGUCAUUUUAUUUGUUUUUAAUAUGUAUCUACAACAAGGGGGACACAGGCAAAAACAACUGACAACUUGAUGAAAAUGAAAAGAAAAGCAAAAAGAAAAUACAUUACCAAUGCAGUUUUCCCACCUUUUUUCCAAUAAGCAACAUUUUUUUGUCUAAAGAAACUUUACAAUAUAAAGAAACAUACGAAGAAGGAACCUCUCAUUUUACUACACGAGACAUUUAGGAUCUGAAACUACCCUAACAUGAGAUACAAAGCAACUCCCCAAGGACAGACUGCCUCAUAUUCAAUACUGCUUUGUCAUCAAGAGGAAAAAAUUUGGAACUGAACAGAAAAACUUUUUACUCCCCCCAAAAGAAAUCCUCUCUUUACCCUCCCUACCCCUGAAUGUUACAGUAUUAUACAUCAGCACAAUAGAAAUACAGAAAUGAUCAACGUUGUGACGGUUUUACUUACAGGACAGAAAGAGAGAGAAGUUUGACUGCAUUUUAUACAACAGUAUUUCAAAAGUACAGGGAAGGAAAGGCCUGUUCCUCUCUACCUCUGCUCAGCCACCAGAACACACCUGUCCCUGCUUUACUUUCCAAAAACCUUCCUCCUCAGCCCAUUUUAAAUAGAUAAAAAAAAAAAAUCCUUCAUAGUAAAGUCUUUACUCUGGUCCCUGGUGUGUCGCUUUCAAUCAGGUCAAGAGGGAAGAUAGACGCACUUUUAUCAGAGUGAGACGUGAGUGAGUUUGAUUACGAAAAAAAACGGUACUCUGGUUUGGUUCCUGCAAAUCCUGUUAAACAGUGAACAAUAUGCCCCUUUUUUGGGGGGGGGCUUUAUUUGCGAGAGAGAGAGAGAGAGAGAGAGAGACAGACAGACAUCUGAACGAGAAUCGUGUUUAAUUAAACGAUUCCUUGAGGAAAUGUGUGUGACAGUGAGUUAGCUAAAGGCGAUCAAACACACCCACUUCAGAAAUGGUCGUCCCUCAGCCGGCGUGACCCCAUCCCGCUCUGACGCGCGCGACCGCGUCCGUCUGUGACGAGGUGAAAUAGCAUAAUAGUCUAUAGCAGCUCCAGUUUCUGAUGCUUAUCAAAAGACACACCGUCUCUGGACAAACAAACACGCAGCCACGAAUCAGCACGUUUCUGAUCAACUGCUGCCGUGAUUUGAAAAUAUCAAAACAUGUCAAUGAUAUCAAAAUGCAUUUUACAGUAUUUACAAGAAAAUGAAAUCCCAAGAUGGUGAAGAAGGUGAGAGUUGUACAAAAAAUAAAUCGGAGAGGGUGGCGUGCUGGCCCGUCGGGGAAGGUGAGAAAGAGGCAGAGGGAGGACGAUGGUUACAGUCUACAGAGCCGCUCUUCUUCCUGCUUUGCUCCGUCACAAAAACAAACAAACUGAUCAGCAGAGAGCCAGACGACCUUUCAGUAGGAGCACCGCAUGAGUGACAGCCCGUCUGCAGUCUAAACCCAUCAUCAGGUGUGCAAAAGCAAAUUUCCAUAAAGCACAGACAUACAUCACAGUGUGUUGAGGACUCGUCAACGAAAACAAUUGCUCACUACAGCUCAGCAGAGAUGAGAACGCAGGCCGAGCGCAUGUCAGAGGGGACGCGGACCUUAGUGGGCGGCUUUAGUGGAAGCAGCAUGAAUCGGUGUGUGUGUGUGUGUGUGUGUUGGGGAGGUGGGGGGGGACUUCAGCACCUUUAGGGCUCAGAAAGUGUGUCUAAUGAUGUCAAACAGAUGAGACGACGCUGCUGACUUGGUCUGCAUAUUUACAGUUGCUACUAGUUCUGCAAUUAACAAAAAAAAAAAAAAAAA